CUAUUCUCUUCAAUGUCAUUCCUCUUCUUACAUUAUAUUUCAAAAACCCAAAAAAGAAUGAAAAAAAAAACAGAACUUAACCUCUAAGUCUUGGCAUUUCUCCACUAACUUGUCUUCUCUCUUCUUUCCAAAUCAUUUUAUCCAUCUCCCAAAUAAAGAACCUUUUUACAACAAACACUAACUUUUCUCUCCAAUGGUAGAAAGAAGAAGCUCCAAGAAGACAACCCAAUUGGGUAACAAAGAAGAUCAAAACCCUAGAAAAUUCUACUCUCGCUUCCUCUUCAAAGCCCUAAUCCUCGCCGUGUUCUGCUCCAUCGUCCCUGUCUUCCUCUCUCAGACACCGGAGCUCGCUAACCAAACAAGACUCCUCGAGCUUCUCCACCUCGUUUUCGUCGGACUCGCCGUCUCUUACGGCCUCUUAAGCCGCCGGAACUACGACGGAGGCGGAGGAUCAAGCGAUAACGAUCACAACAAUACUAAUCCGCAUGUCUACGUUCCUAAGCUUCUUGGAGUAUCCUCUGUUUUCAACGUGGGUCACGAGAGUGAAUCCGAGCCGUCCGAUGAUUCCUCAGGCGAUCGUCGUAAAACUAAGACGUGGAGGAGCAAGUACCAGAUGAAAACUCCAGAGGUUGUUCUCUCCAGAGAGAACCAGACUCGGUUCGUCGAUCGAGUUAGCUCAGGGGUGAGAGAAAAGCCUCUGCUUUUGCCUGUUCGUAGCUUGAACUAUUCUCGUGUUUCUUCUGAUCACCCCGGCGGCCCGUGGGAGAGAGUGAGAUCGAAGAGAGAGCUGCUCAAGAGUCUCGGUGAUGAUGAUAACAGCGAUGUCCUUCCUUCUCCUAUUCCAUGGAGGUCCCGAUCAUCAUCGGCAGCAGAGGUUGAAUCUCAGACGUCCAUCAAGAAUCUAGCUACGGUUGAAUCUCAGCCGUUGAUCAAGACUCCGGUGAAUCUGACGUCAUCUUCGCCGAGAAAGUCGACGCCUUUACCUAACCUCACAACGGAUGAAGAAACCGUCAGGAAGCAGAGGUCUCGCCAACCACCGUCACCUCCGCCUCCUCCUCCGUUACCGGCGUUUUACAACUCGGCGUCGAGGAAGGAUAAUUCUCCCGGAGUUAGCAGGAUCGUCGAGUCUAGAGAAUCGGUUCAGAAGAAGAAGUUUUCAGGCGGUGAGUUUCAUCCUCCUCCGCCGCCUCCGCCACCACCACCGCCGAUGGACUACUAUAAGUCGCCUCCUACGAAACUCAGAGCAAGCAGCGAACGGAGAAAAUCUUCGGAGCAGAAGAUGAAAAGAAACUCUUCUAAAAAGGUGUGGUGGUCUGAUCCAAUCGCAGAGUCGAAGGAACUUAGGGUUACUAGAGAAGACAAUGAUGGAAGAGGUUUCGUGGGAAGCAAGGCAGCUCAGGAAUCGGAUGAUGAAGAGCAUAGAAGAAGAGAAGCUGACGUCCACGAAGAUGAUGAACACAGCGAGAUCGAGGAGAAGAAGGUAGAAGAGGAAGGAGCUUGUGGGAACCACAGUGACGUGGACAAGAAGGCUGAUGAGUUCAUUGCUAAGUUCAGAGAACAGAUUAGGUUACAAAGAAUCGAAUCCAUCAAGAGGUCUACUAAUAAGAUCUCUGCUAAUUUUUCAAAGUAGAAUGUAUUAAAUAUGUUGAAGUAACAGACGAGAAAUAACGUUUUCAAUUUAUCAUCAUAAUGUUGUAAUAUAUAUUCUGUUAUAUAUGUUCUGGCAGAAAGAUUGGAA
Molecule: messenger RNA, 1738 nt
Organism: Raphanus sativus (radish)
Lineage: Eukaryota; Viridiplantae; Streptophyta; Magnoliopsida; Brassicales; Brassicaceae
Exons: 1
Coding region: 194-1630 (478 amino acids)
Source: RefSeq, a predicted model, not a curated record